This is a messenger RNA of Sinocyclocheilus grahami, 2690 nucleotides long. RefSeq names its product serine/threonine-protein kinase tousled-like 2. Bases 11 to 2104 code for a protein of 697 amino acids. Gene Ontology annotation, cellular component: nucleus; perinuclear region of cytoplasm. Gene Ontology annotation, molecular function: ATP binding; protein serine/threonine kinase activity. Gene Ontology annotation, biological process: chromosome segregation; peptidyl-serine phosphorylation; intracellular signal transduction. Lineage: Eukaryota; Metazoa; Chordata; Actinopteri; Cypriniformes; Cyprinidae. The transcript has 20 exons. The record is from RefSeq and is a predicted model, not a curated record.
UCUCACAGCCAUGAUGGAGGAAUUGCACAGCUUGGAUCCUCGCAGGCAGGAGCUGCUGGAGGCCCGUUUUACAGGAGUCGGAGUUGCCAAGGGUUCUGGACACAACGAGUCAUCUAACCAGAGCUUAUGUAGCGUGGGCUCCCUCAGUGACAAAGAGCUGGAGACCCCAGAGAAGAAAUCUAAUGACCAGAGAACACGUAAAAGGAAAGGAGACCCUUUUGACAACCAGGGCAAAGGAGGAGGGAGAGGACACAAAAUUAGUGAUUAUUUUGAGUUUGCAGGGGGUAGUGGUAGUGGUACCAGUCCAGCGCGUGGCAUUCCUCCAGUGGCACGGUCCUCUCCACAGCACUCUCUCUCAAACCCUCCUGCUGCCGUGCAGCAAGGAAGCCCCUCCUCCAUCGGCUCAGUAAACACAGACCACUCCCACUCCUCCUGUUCCCACAAGCCAGCUUCUACACACACUCAGCACCGAGCCACACAGUCGGAGUUGACAAUGGAGAAGUUAGCGGCGCUGGAGAGCAGUAAGAGCUCGGAUCUGGAGAAGAAAGAGGGACGUAUUGACGAUUUGCUUAGGGUAAACUGUGACCUGCGCAGACAGAUCGAUGAGCAGCAGAAGAUGUUGGAACGAUGUAAAGAACGACUCAAUAAAUGUGUUACCAUGAGUAAGAAACUUCUUAUUGAAAAGUCCAAGCAGGAGAAGAUUGCAUGCAGAGAAAAGAGCAUGCAGGACCGGCUACGUCUGGGCCAUUUCACCACUGUACGGCAUGGAGCCUCAUUUACCGAGCAGUGGACAGAUGGCUACGCUUUUCAGAAUCUAGUAAAACAACAGGAGAAAGUCAAUGGGCAGAGAGAGGACAUAGAAAGGCAGAGGAAACUGCUGAUGAAGAAAAAACCACCCAAUGCCAGUCAGACUCCUCCUCCCAACCUAGAACCCAACAAACGCAAGAGCAAGAGCAAUGGCGCCGAGAACGAGAUGUUAUCUUUAGCAGAAUACCAUGAGCAAGAAGAAAUUUUCAAACUGAGACUUGGACACCUGAAGAAGGAGGAAGCAGAGAUUCAAGUAGAGCUGGAACGGUUGGAGCGUGUGCGUAAUCUUCACAUCCGAGAGCUCAAAAGAAUCCACAAUGAAGAUAACUCCCAGUUUAAAGAUCAUCCCACGCUAAAUGACCGUUACCUGCUCUUGCAUCUGCUGGGUAGAGGAGGCUUCAGUGAGGUCUACAAGGCCUUUGAUUUGACGGAGCAGAGGUACGUGGCUGUGAAGAUUCACCAGCUUAAUAAGAACUGGAGAGAUGAGAAGAAAGAGAACUAUCACAAGCAUGCCUGUCGAGAAUAUAGGAUCCAUAAGGAGUUGGACCAUCCUAGAAUAGUCAAACUGUAUGACUACUUCUCCCUGGAUACCGACUCAUUCUGCACUGUUCUGGAGUACUGUGAGGGGAACGAUCUGGAUUUCUACCUGAAGCAGCACAAGCUAAUGUCAGAGAAAGAGGCCCGAUCCAUCAUAAUGCAGGUCGUCAAUGCCCUCAAGUACUUAAAUGAGAUCCGCCCACCAAUCAUCCAUUACGACCUCAAACCAGGCAACAUCCUGCUGGUGAAUGGCACAGCAUGUGGAGAAAUAAAAAUCACAGACUUCGGGCUGUCCAAGAUCAUGGACGACGACAACUACGGGGUAGACGGCAUGGAGCUAACAUCACAGGGGGCAGGGACGUACUGGUAUCUUCCCCCAGAAUGCUUUGUGGUUGGAAAAGAGCCACCUAAGAUCUCCAACAAAGUGGACGUUUGGUCCGUUGGAGUCAUCUUUUACCAGUGCCUCUAUGGGAAGAAGCCGUUCGGUCAUAAUCAAUCUCAGCAGGACAUCCUCCAGGAGAACACUAUUCUCAAAGCCACAGAGGUCCAGUUUCCUCCUAAACCAGGAGUCUCACCUGAGGCUAAGGCCUUCAUUCGCAGAUGUUUGGUGUACCGUAAGGAGGAUCGCAUCGAUGUUCAUCAGCUGGCCAGUGAUUCCUACCUCCUCCCGCACAUACGCAAGUCAGUGGCCGCCACCGGUAACUCCAGCACGGCCGUUGCCUCCACCUCCAGCUCCUCCAACAGCAGCGCCUCAAAUUGAGAGCUCCGUCCAUCCUUGAUAGUUUUGACUGGAGCAGGCGGUGUGGGGCGUUUGCAUUUUGCCCCGACCCUCUCUGCAGUGCACUGGAAGGGGUCUCAAACCCCUUACCUGCCAAGCAAGGGAGCAGGAGGAAAAGGGUAAGAGAGGGAUGGAGACAAAACACAUCCCCUUCCACCCUUCUUCCUCUCCCAGGCAUCUGGAGGCUUGAUAUGUUUUAUUUUAUAUUUUGGAUGGGAGAGGACUAAAAAGCGCCCCAUGAGUGAGCCAGAGCGAGAGGGAGUAUUACCUGUGAGAAGGACUGAACUGCAACGGCUCAGACUGGUGGAAGAGACUGGUAUAUGCCCUGCACCCCACAACACACAAACACAUGCACACACACAUAUAAACACACAUUUAUAACGAGGUCAGCUUGAUUUUUCUUACAUGGCAACACCGUUGAUGGGACAAGCCCACUCAUACUAAUGUGCAUUCAAGUGUACAAUAUUCCUAAAGAAUCUGGAGAUGCUCCAUUCUGACACAAAGCCCGUCCCGGCCCAUCUUUCUCUCUCUCUCUCUCUCUCUCUCUCUCUCUCUCUCUCUCUCUCUC